AUGUCCUACAACUGCUGCUCUGGACGCUUUUCUUCCCACUCCCUGAGUGGCUGCCGUCGCUACCCAGUUCCCUUCUGUGGCUCUUCCUCCCCCAGCACUGACUUCUGCUCUCUCAGCACUUGUCAGCUGACCUCUUCUCACUACAGGCGCUGUCAGGAGACCUGCUGUGAGCCCAGCUGCUUCCAGAAGUCCCAGGUGGUGUCCAUCCCCUGCCAGACAUCCUGCUACCGCCCAAGGACAUCCAGGCUCUGCAGUCCAUGCCUGACGACUUACACUGGAUCUCUGG
Orycteropus afer afer is the source of this 286-nucleotide messenger RNA. Its product is annotated as keratin-associated protein 13-1-like. Lineage: Eukaryota; Metazoa; Chordata; Mammalia; Tubulidentata; Orycteropodidae. The record is from RefSeq and is a predicted model, not a curated record.